Cajanus cajan (pigeon pea) is the source of this 1123-nucleotide messenger RNA. Its product is annotated as proteasome subunit alpha type-5. Gene Ontology annotation, biological process: proteasome-mediated ubiquitin-dependent protein catabolic process. Lineage: Eukaryota; Viridiplantae; Streptophyta; Magnoliopsida; Fabales; Fabaceae. The record is from RefSeq and is a predicted model, not a curated record. Gene Ontology annotation, cellular component: proteasome core complex; proteasome core complex, alpha-subunit complex.
UUAUAGCUUUUUGAGAAAUCCCCUUGCACAAGCAAAUUGAGCACAAAAGCCGAACCCUCUCUACUCCCAGACACAGCAACACAAACCCCACUCUCAGAGUCUCUCUCCGUCAUUUCCUCGAUUCCUAUCCAAGAUGUUUCUCACCAGGACUGAGUAUGACCGAGGAGUCAACACCUUUUCUCCCGAAGGCCGUUUGUUUCAGGUUGAAUAUGCAAUUGAAGCCAUCAAGCUGGGAUCAACUGCGAUUGGGUUGAAGACCAAAGAGGGUGUUGUCCUUGCUGUUGAGAAGCGCAUCACUUCGCCCCUGCUGGAGCCCAGUAGUGUCGAGAAAAUAAUGGAAAUUGAUGCACACAUAGGUUGUGCAAUGAGCGGAUUGAUUGCUGAUGCUCGAACACUUGUUGAACAUGCACGGGUGGAAACUCAGAAUCACAGGUUCUCCUAUGGUGAGCCAAUGACAGUUGAGUCCACAACUCAAGCUCUUUGUGAUUUAGCCUUGCGUUUUGGUGAAGGUGAUGAAGAAUCCAUGUCCCGACCAUUUGGAGUAUCCCUUCUCAUUGCUGGCCAUGAUGAGAAUGGACCUAGCUUAUAUUACACUGAUCCAUCUGGCACAUUUUGGCAAUGCACUGCAAAAGCUAUUGGUUCAGGGUCAGAAGGUGCUGACAGCUCCUUGCAAGAACAGUACAACAAGGACCUAACACUUCAAGAAGCCGAGACUAUAGCUUUAUCCAUUUUGAAGCAAGUUAUGGAAGAGAAGGUCACUCCCAACAACGUUGACAUUGCCAAGGUGGCUCCAACAUAUCAUCUUUAUACCCCCUCUGAGGUGGAAGCUGUGAUAAGUCGUCUAUGAUUUUCUUUUCAUGAUUUUCUCUAUUUCUGCCCGUACCUCUAAUUAUGCGGAAACUUUUUUGGUGGAUGAUGCUACAUGUAGUGCUACACGUGUGGCCAAGUUGUACUCUGGUGUCAUAUUUGCUGCAUUCAAUCUAGUUGGAAUUGAGGACUAAAAGGGUUUCAAUGUUUAGAAAGCCGAGAACUAUACCUGAAUACCGUGCUUUAUUUUUUUUUAACUGUAGAAGAUAUAAAGGAUGGGAGACGUUGCAGAUAAAAAGAUUUGUUCAACAAUCUA